This is a messenger RNA of Halichondria panicea, 1419 nucleotides long. Its product is annotated as G-protein coupled receptor 157-like. Lineage: Eukaryota; Metazoa; Porifera; Demospongiae; Suberitida; Halichondriidae. Gene Ontology annotation, biological process: cell surface receptor signaling pathway; adenylate cyclase-activating G protein-coupled receptor signaling pathway. Gene Ontology annotation, molecular function: G protein-coupled receptor activity. Gene Ontology annotation, cellular component: plasma membrane. The coding region runs from base 150 to 1304 and encodes 384 amino acids. The transcript is spliced from 3 exons. The record is from RefSeq and is a predicted model, not a curated record.
CUGAACUAGACACACUUGAUUGCAGACUUCCUCCACGUGAAACUGAAAGAAAAGAAACUCUGUGACAUGAUAGCAGUGAGCUGAGGUGUGUGCACUGAACAAGAUAACUACUAGGAGACUGUGUGCUGAAGCAAUAAACUGAGACAAUAAUGUCCUUGUCAAAUGUCUCCCAUUAUAAUUGCCCUAGAGAGUUCAACUGCAGCAACCUGAACCUGUCUAGCUUUGACAUUGGUACAAGUCCCACAUAUGCCUCGAUUGUGACCUCCUCUCUCUCUUGUGUGGGCUCGCUCCUCAUUCUACUAGCCUACUGGAUUCUCAAGGAGAUGCGAACCACUGCACAGAAGAUCAUCACUCUUCUCUCAAUCACCGACCUACUCACGGCUGCCGGGUAUCUACUGGCCGCGUGGAACUUCCUGGCCCAUUUCAACGAGAUGGAUAAAACGGAAUGCGAUACAUUUAAAACAGUUUGUGAAGUUCAAAGUUUUAUAACCACAUGGUCUACAUUAUGCUCAUUCGGAUGGACAGUUGCUUUAGCGUUACAUUUCUACCUCGUUGUGCGUGUCUGCAAGCAAGAGCAUAUCUCCAAACUUCUUAUAAUAGAAAACAUUGUCAUCUGGUCUCUGCCUACUGUGAUAGUUGUGUCCCUCCUGGCUACAAAGAGCCUUGGUUACACUAGAUACGCCACGUCUAAUUGGUGCUAUGUUACCGACACUAAGUAUCCCUCCUCCGAUCUACAGGAUAAUGGGGUCACCAUAGUACUCAUGCUCGUAGCCGGUAACUUGUGGGAGAUACUUAGUUACAUCGCUGUGAUUGCUCUGUACACUCUAACCAGGAGAGAAUACGCCAAUAAGAUACGAGCCAGGGCAGACAAUCAAAACCACCCAGGCGUUGAGAGACGACUGCUACUCAUUCCCAUUGUGUUCAUUCUCCUCCGAAUGUGGGGGACCAUUCAGUUCUUCUUCUCUAUAGCGACCUCUGACCUUAACCAGGAGGGCUGUGUACCGUCCUGGGUGGCCGCUGUGUACCAUGUGCUGGGUAUACUGCAGGCGAUAGGUGAUGGUGGCCAAGGCUGGGGCAAUGCUCUACUGUACAUCUUCCUCUCCUCUACGAUGAGACACGAGUUGUUCUGUAGUGCGUGUGAGAGAAUGGUACUGUGCCCUGAUAAGAACGACCGGACGACGAUAGCCAACUACUCGUCUAGUGCAGUCAAUAUUUCAUGGCGUACCAACGAGAAAAAGCCUCUACUCAAGAACAAGAGUGCUACAUCAUCAAAAAACAUUCGUUAUACAGAAUCUAGACCUUAGCCAUUAUUAUUAUAUAUUUUGGAGCUUAUUUUAUGUCUGUACAUGUAUAUUGUUAACGUUUAUUAAAAACACUUACUCUUAUGGAGUGACUGCAAUAAUUGAUCGUCAACGAUAA